This is a messenger RNA of Gracilinanus agilis (Agile Gracile Mouse Opossum), 536 nucleotides long. Its product is annotated as coagulation factor XIII A chain-like. The transcript has 4 exons. Gene Ontology annotation, biological process: peptide cross-linking; blood coagulation, fibrin clot formation. Gene Ontology annotation, molecular function: protein-glutamine gamma-glutamyltransferase activity. Bases 201 to 536 code for a protein of 111 amino acids. The record is from RefSeq and is a predicted model, not a curated record. Lineage: Eukaryota; Metazoa; Chordata; Mammalia; Didelphimorphia; Didelphidae.
GUAAGCAGUGUGCCUAGCAUAAACAGGUUUAACACAUUAACAGGAAGGAAGAAAUUAAGAGAAAUAAAGCAGAAAGAGAGUUAAAUAGCAGAAAAAGAGAAAGAGAAAACAGAGCUACAUACGCUUGAGGAAGUCUUCCAGGAGGAGAGGACAGCGAACUCAGGGGAGCUUCGAAACGACAGGAGCUGAUAAGGCCAACAAUGUCUGAAGGUACCAGGACUACCUUUUCCGGCAGGAGCGCUCUCCCACCCAAUAAUUCCAAUAAAGAAGAAGAUGAGCUCCCCACCACGGAGUUUGAGGGCCUCAUGCCCAGGGGAGUUAAACCUCAAGACUUUCUGAAUGUCACAGACAUCCACCUCUUCAAGGAAAACUGGGACAGCAACAAGGUGGACCAUCACACAGAUCGAUAUUACAAUGAAAAGUUGAUUGUCCGCCGAGGGCAGCCUUUCUACGUCCAGUUGGACUUUAAUCGUCCUUAUGAUCCCCAAAGGGACUUCUUCAGGCUGGAAUAUGUCAUUGGUGAGUUCUCUGACUAA